This is a messenger RNA of Pochonia chlamydosporia 170, 2082 nucleotides long. Its product is annotated as clathrin-coated vesiclec protein. Gene Ontology annotation, biological process: Golgi to plasma membrane transport. Gene Ontology annotation, molecular function: protein binding. Gene Ontology annotation, cellular component: exomer complex. The transcript is spliced from 5 exons. Bases 1 to 2082 code for a protein of 693 amino acids. Lineage: Eukaryota; Fungi; Ascomycota; Sordariomycetes; Hypocreales; Clavicipitaceae. The record is from RefSeq and is a predicted model, not a curated record.
AUGGUCGCCCCCGCCGUGCCAGAACUUACCGAGGAGGUCCUCCACGAGUCGAUUGACGCCAGAACCGAAUCACUGGUUGCGCUGCGCGAGCUUGGUCCACCCGACCUGGUCCAUCUCCUAAAGCAAGGCGUGCGAAAUUCGGGAAAGCAGACCGGCCUCUACCAUCAUGUUACUGGUGUCGAUGCGUCAUCAUCUGCCAGUCUUGCCGCAUAUAUCAACACUCUCACCUACAAGGACAACGGUCCCAAUGCCACCUCCAAGAUUGUAGAAGGCGUAUACUGCUGUUACAAUGCGUUUUCUCGACUUGAUAUGCGCGUACACGUAUCGAUUCCCGGUACCGUCGAGAGCUACUGCGUCGACGAGCGAGGCGAGAAGCGAAAGGCAUCUGAUGAGUUGUGGCUUGAGACAUAUCUCUGCAGCGUCUUGAGGGCGUAUUCAUACGCCGAUGAUGGCAGCGGCGACACCAUCCGCAAGAUCGUGGGCGUCAGGAGAUUUAACCCCGUCACGAAUACAGAGACAGAACAGAGAUUCCUCAAUGCCGCCGAACAACUCUUCUUUCGAGGCUGGCAGCUUGGGUCCGACUCGGUCGUUCAAGUUCCCACCAAUGUUUCCAAUCACCUCACAACCGGGCUUCUGAAAUAUCUCGAGACAACAGGUCGCUAUGCAUCAGGCAUUAACCUCUUCGAAAAGCUACGUACACAGAGCAUCGAGGUCUCAUCGCUAUUGUCAAGGGUCAUGUUUAUGGGUAAUGAGGAAGUUUCCGGCGUCAAAAAUUUGUACCAGUCGCUACAGGAGACCCCGAUGGACUAUGUCAUGCUCGAUGCACAGGCAGAAUUCCUGCUCAAGAAGGCUCAGACUGCGGAAACACCAGAGGCAAGAGAAGAGAGAUUGAAGAUGGCUCUGGGCUGUGCAGACCGUAGCACCAUUGCCGCGCCCAGUGAGUUUGGUACAUGGGCACGUCUAGCCCAAGUCUAUGUUGCCAUGGAAGAUUGGGAAAACGCACUCACCACGUUGAACUCAUGCCCCAUGUUUACAUAUCAGGACAAGGACACGCCCAUUAUGCCUGAGCCAAGAGACGUACAUUUGCCAACCCUUCCCGAGACGCGACUUGAUGAAAUCGACAGCGAGCCGGAAUCCAGAUUCUCAGAGCAAGUUGACAGCAGUCUGCUUGGGCUGCGGGCUGCGGGUUAUCGGGGCACCUUUAAGCAGGCGUAUAGUAUUCUAACGGAAAUGACUGCCAAAAUUGGCUGGGAUCAGUUGUUGAAGAUUCGAAGUAAUGUGUUUGUCAUGGAAGAUGAGUACCGCACGGAGAAGCAAGAGGCAUCACAACCUGGCCCUUCGAAGCGAAACGCCAGUCUCGACGGCCUCCGAGGUACUCCGGAUCCUACAACGAAUGGAGAAGACGAGUCGGAGAAUGGGGAUGCUGAAAAGCCAGCUGCAAAUGGGGAGGAGACAGCCGACACCAAUGGCCACGGCAACAGCGUUGAGAAACCAUCUCACACUAUUGACCCAAACCAGGUCAAGGCUGAAUCUGAUAGCAGCACACAGAAUGACGAGCACCUGUCGAAGCUGAACACGAAGCGUCUCUGCGAGAGAUGGCUUGACAGCUUGUUUAUGGUACUGUACGAGGACCUGCGAGUGUACACCAUCUGGCGGACGCAGAUGGCCCAAUAUCGAGCCCAGCAAAUGCAGUAUAAGAAAUCUGCAGAGGAAUGGGAGAUUUUGGGAGGACUCGCCGAGCGUCUGCAACAUCUUGAAGAAGCCGUCGAAGCCUACCGAGCGUGUCUUUCGCUGCGAUUCAGCCCCAAGUCUCUGGCAGGCGUGCUUCGUGUUUUCGAGAAGACCAAGAGUACCAGGGACACGGUAGCGGCAGUUAUCAGACUGGUAACUUGGCAGUACCGCUGGUACAGCGAGUUUAGUCCAGAGCUGCUGCAUACAAUUCGAACACUGAUUGAGGAUGAAGGGGCCGUCAAGGUCAGGAGCAUUAUUCAGGCGACCAGUCUUCCUCAAAACGUGCUGGAUUUGACGCACCACUACGCGGCAUUGUGUGCUACGUUCCGAAGCAGCGGGACCGAUGGCUAA